This is a messenger RNA of Acanthochromis polyacanthus (spiny chromis), 1256 nucleotides long. RefSeq names its product E3 ubiquitin-protein ligase NEURL3-like. Bases 1 to 867 code for a protein of 288 amino acids. The transcript has 4 exons. NCBI's taxonomy places the organism in Eukaryota, Metazoa, Chordata, Actinopteri, Pomacentridae. The record is from RefSeq and is a predicted model, not a curated record. Gene Ontology annotation, molecular function: ubiquitin protein ligase activity.
AUGGGCCCAGGUAAAUGUACAAAGCUUCUACAUUCAGAUUCAGAACUGUGGUUCUGUAUCUUUGCAGUUACUUCAUCAGAGGCGACACACAGAUGUGGCCUGCUCUGCCUCGGCCCUCUGACCUUCCACCGCCAGGCUGUGGGCGACAUGGUCCGCCUGAGUCAGGGGGGUCGACUGGCCGAGAAAACCAAGAACACUUUCAGGGACGGUCUGGUGUUCAGCAGCCGCACAGUCAAGACCCAGGAGAGGAUUUGUCUGAGGGUGGAGAGAGAUUCGUUCAACUGGAACGGAGCUCUGCGUGUUGGCUUCACCAACGUGUCGCCCUCAUCCAGGUCUCUGCCUCUGCCCUCCAUGGCCAUCCCCGACCUCACCAACAGGCCUGGACACUGGGCUGCUCCUGUUCCUGAGUCCUUGUGUGAUGCAGGUUCAGAGCUGGAGUUCUGGGUUUCUUUAAGCGGCAGCAUAUACAUCUCAAACAACAGAGAGUGGAAGUUGUCAGAAAGAGUGGACCUCAGCCAGCCGCUGUGGGCCAUGAUAGACAUCUAUGGACAGACGAGCUCCAUUCUCCUCCUGGGCUCUAAGAUAAAAGGGUUUUGCACUAGAAGAUCCUGUCCUGCUCCUGAACCCAUCACCUCAUCUGAUGUUUCCAGCCUCAGUGGAAGCACUGAUGACUGCAUCUCCUGUCUGGACAUGGAAAUCUCAGCAGAUAAAGUCUGUGUGGUUUGCAUGGGGAGAGAGGCUUCAGUCCUGCUGCCUUGUGGCCACCAGUGUUUGUGUCUCCGCUGCAGCUCCAGAGUCUGCCAGCAGUUUGGUAUCUGUCCAUUGUGUCGACACAAGACCAGCAGCACUGGAUCAGAGGAGGUCUGAGCUCCCGGAUGUAGAUAAGAACCAGCAAAUACAAGCUACUGAGAGACUGGAAGUGAGGAAACACUGUGAAUAGAACUUACUGAAUGUGUCCUGGUGAAGGAGAAUAAAUGUUGGAGAUCUUUGCUGCAACGUCCCUGAUUGAAGUCCAACCAGGAAACUUUGUCCCAUGUUGUUCUCCUCAUUUUUUCUUCUCAUGUAAAUGCUGUACAACUUGUGAACAAAAAACAUGAUAGUAUUGUCAGAACUCUUGUGUUUUCUAUUGUAUAAAAUGUAUAAAUAUUUGUUUUUUGAAAUUACUUUGUAAUUUCUAAAUAAGGGUACAGGUAAACAGUGAAGUGAGCCUCUGCCUUAUGAGAAGAUAUUUAUUGCACUCACAACAAAAUGUGUAA